Molecule: messenger RNA, 3282 nt
Organism: Fusarium sp. VM40
Lineage: Eukaryota; Fungi; Ascomycota; Sordariomycetes; Hypocreales; Nectriaceae
Source: the annotation of a GenBank genome assembly
AUGGCGACCAACAGCGGCCGAGGAAACCCAAUCGCUGCCAGCGAGGGCGCCCAAGACGCUACAAACCCCCCUCCAGCUGUUCCCGCUGAGGAGAAGAAGGAUAUCGCCGAGUCUGCUACCGGCACCCACGCCCCAGGACAAGAUGCUGGCACAGCUGCCGCAGCUGGUGGUGCACCCAAGGUGAAGACCGAGAAGGAGUUGGAAAAGGAGCGAAAGAGGGCCGAAAAGCAGGCCAAGUUCGACGCAAAGAAGCAAAAGGCUUCCGCCACAGCCCCCAAGCCUACGAAAGAGAAGAAGCCCAAGGAGAAGAAGGUCGAGGAGGAGCCUCUCCCUGAGUACGUCGAGGAUACUCCCGAGGGCGAGAAGAAGCGAAUUCGAUCGUUCGAUGACCCCCAUUUCAAGGCCUACAACCCUAUCGCCGUCGAAUCCGCAUGGUACAGCUGGUGGGAGAAGGAGGGCUUUUUCAAGCCCGAGUUCAAACCUGAUGGCAGCAUCAAGGACGAGGGCAAGUUCGUCAUUGUCCACCCUCCUCCCAACGUUACCGGUGCUUUGCACAUGGGCCACGCUCUUGGUGACGCUCUCCAGGAUCUCAUGAUUCGAUGGAGCCGAAUGCAGGGAAAGACUACUCUCUGGCUGCCUGGUUGCGAUCACGCUGGUAUCUCCACACAGAGUGUUGUCGAGAACAUGCUCUGGAGGAGACAGGGCAAGACACGACACGACCUUGGCCGUGAGAAGUUUGUCGAGACCGUCUGGGAGUGGAAGGAGGACUACCACAAGAAGAUCAACAAGGCUUUGACCAGCUUGGGAGGAUCUUUCGACUGGAGCAGAGAAGCUUUCACCAUGGACAAGAACCUGUCCGCUGCUGUUACUGAGACAUGGGUCAAGCUUUACGAAGAGGGCAUCAUUUACCGAUCAAACCGACUUGUCAACUGGUGCAGUAAGCUCAACACUGCGCUUUCUAACCUUGAGGUUGCCAACAAGGAGUUGACCGGCCGUACCCUUCUCGAGGUUCCUGGAUACGAGAAGAAGGUCGAGUUUGGUGUUAUCGUCCACUUCAAGUACCCUAUCGAGGGAUCAGAUGAGCUCGUCGAGGUCGCUACCACACGUAUCGAGACUAUGCUUGGUGAUACUGGUAUAGCUGUUCACCCUAAGGAUGAGAGAUAUAAGCACCUCGUUGGCAAGAAUGCUACCCACCCCUUCAUUGAGGGCCGCAAGCUACCUAUUAUUGCCGACGAGUAUGUCGACAUGGCAUUCGGUACCGGUGCUGUCAAGCUUACACCCGCUCACGACGUUAACGAUUUUACUCUUGGCCAGAAGCACAACCUUGAGUUUAUCAACAUCUUGACCGACGACGGCCUGAUGAACGAGAACGCUGGUGCUUACCAGGGCCAGAAGCGAUUUGAUGUCCGUUACACUAUCCAGGACGACCUCAAGGCCAAGGGUCUCUACGUCGACAAGAAGGACAACGCCAUGAAGGUCCCCAUGUGUGAGAAGUCUAAGGAUAUCAUUGAGCCUCUUCUGAAGCCCCAGUGGUGGGUCCGCAUGAAGGAGCUUGCUGAGCCUGCCCUGGCUGCUGUCCGAGAUGGAAGCAUCAAGAUCCGACCUGAGAGUGCUGAGAAGAGCUACUUCCGAUGGCUCGAGGAUAUCAACGAUUGGUGUAUCAGUCGACAGCUCUGGUGGGGUCACCGAUGCCCCGUCUACUUUGCUAACAUCGAAGGCGGUGCUGGAGAUAUCCCUGAGGAGAAGCUUUGGUUCGCCGGCCGAACUCGGGAGGAAGCUGAGGAGAAGGCCAAGGCCGCCUUGCCCGGCAAGACCUACACCCUUGAGCAGGAUGAGGAUGUCCUUGACACAUGGUUCUCUUCUGGUCUCUGGCCUUUCAGCACCCUAGGCUGGCCCAACAACACACAUGACCUCGAGACUCUCUACCCUACCUCCCUCCUUGAGACAGGUUGGGAUAUUCUCUUCUUCUGGAUUGCCAGAAUGAUCAUGCUUGGUCUCAAGAUGACAGGCAAGAUUCCCUUCAAGGAGGUCUACUGCCACAGUCUCGUCCGAGAUUCAGAUGGCCGCAAGAUGAGUAAGAGUCUGGGUAAUGUCGUCGACCCCCUGGACGUCAUCUCUGGUAUUGAGUUGCAGACUCUCCAUGACAAGCUUACCCUGGGUAACCUCCACCCCAGCGAAGUUGCCAAGGCCACCAAGUACCAGAAGACUGCCUUCCCUGACGGCAUUCCUCAGUGUGGUGCUGAUGCUCUGCGUUUCACCAUGGUUAACGCCACAACCGGCGGUGGUGACAUCAACCUGGAUGUCAAGAUCAUCCACGCAUACCGCAAGUUCUGUAACAAGAUCUUCCAGGCUACCAAGUACGUCUUGGGAAGUCUCCCUGAGGACUUCACUCCCUCAAAGUCGGGUAUCGCUCGUGGCGAGACUCUCGCUGAGCGAUGGAUUCUUCACAAGAUGAACACUGCUACCCGCGAGAUCAACCAGGCUCUUGAGGAACGUGAGUUCUCCAAGUCAACGCUGAUCGUCUACCGCUACUGGUACAACGAGCUUUGCGAUGUCUACAUCGAGAACUCAAAGGCCAUCAUCCGCGACGGCACCAAGGAGGAGCGCGAGUCUGCCAUCCAGACUCUCUACACUGCUCUCGAGGCUGCUCUCACAAUGAUUCACCCCUUUAUGCCCUUCAUUACCGAGGAGAUGUGGCAGCGAAUGCCCCGACGACCCGAGGACCAGACCAAGUCCAUCAUGGUUGCCAAGUACCCUACAUACAGCGAGACACUUGACGACCCUGAGUCUGAGCGCGCCUAUGAGCUUGUCCUUGGCUGCUCCAAGGCUGCUCGCUCAUUGAUGGCUGAGUACGCCCUUAAGGAUGAGGCCGAGGUCAUCAUCCAGGCCUACAACGACACUGCCCUCGCCACCGUUAAGGAGCAAUCAUCGUCCAUCAAGAUCCUCAGUGGUAAGGGCAUCAAGGGCGUUGAGAUUCUCAGCCCCGAUGCCACUCGACCUGCUGGCUGCGUCGCCUACCCCGUCUCCACCGAGGCCGCCGUCUUCCUCCACGUCAAAGGUCGCGUUGAUCUUGACGCCGAGAUCGCAAAGGCGCAGAAGAAGUUCGACAAGGCGAAGGGCAACAUCCAGAAGCAGGAGAAGAUCCUGAAGGACCCUGUCUACCUUGAGAAGGUCUCGGAUGCUGUCCGGGAGACAGAUGAGAAGAAAUUGGCGGAUGCUAAGCAAGAGCUUAACAGUUUCGAGGAAACUAUUAAGCAGUUUGAGCAGCUCAAGUUGGAGUAA